AUGGUAAGCAUCACUCUCUGUUGCAUAAGCAAUCAUCUAGUGCCCAUGCUACUAGUCAUAACAAUCCUCAGUCUAGCGCCCAUGCUAGGCACUUAUUAUAAUCCUUACUCUAGCGCCCAUGCUAACACUCAAAAUAUUUCUCACUCUAGCGCCCAUGCUAACACUCAAAAUAUUUCUAUACCUAGCGCCCAUGCUAACAUUCACACUAACAAAAACACUAGGAGUGAAGACUCUUCUAUUCAACCAUAUGAAGGUACUAAUUUUCCUAACCCAAAUAACCACUCUCAAAACUUAUAUUGUUCUAAUACAAACCAGGAUACUUUUGUCCUACUUUCCACCGCCUUUAUCGAAGUCCUUGACAAAAACCAUAAGCCUAUAAAAUGCAAGGCAAUUCCCGACAAUGGGAGCCAAUCCAAUUUUAUAACUAGGGACUUAUUCCAAAAAUUAAACUUACCCUUUCAAACUAUUAAAAUGUUCGUCUCAGGAAUAAGCGAAAAUUGUACCAAUAUUUCAAAGCGUACCGAACUAAAAAUAAAAUCAAUACAUGGUAGUUUUUCUCUCAAUAUACCAGCCUUGGUAAUUAAUAAAAUAACUGAAAAACUUCCACCUUUCUCCUUAAAUGCUUCAAACUUGACAUUACCAGCCAAUAUUCAAUUAGCCGACCCUGAAUUUUUCAAACCUGCCGAAAUAGAUAUACUUCUAGGCGCCAGUGUUUUUUAUGAUCUUCUUAAUGCAAGCCAAAUCAAAUUGGGAAAAAAUAAUCCUGUCCUUCAAGAUACCAAACUAGAAUGGCUAGUAAGUGGCCCUAUUAACUUACUGCCUUCAAAUCCUCAGCAUACAAACUCUUUAAAAUGCACUGAUCUUAACAAUGAUCUUCAAAAUAGCUUGCAACUCUUUUGGAACUCUCAGGAAACUACUGAGCAAAUGCCCAAAACCCAAUACUCACUUGAGGAUACCGAAUGUGAAAACCAUUUCAAGGCCACCACCCGUCGUGAUUCUUUUGGAAAAUUUAUUGUAAGCCUUCCUCUCAAAACAAAUGUGUCUAAGCUUGGAGACUCUUUCCAAAUAGCCCUAAAGCGUUUUUACAACCUCGAACAAAAGCUUAAUAAAAAUCCCAAUCUAAAGCAAUCCUAUUGUGACUUCAUCUCUGAAUAUAAGACCCUCGGACAUAUGUCUGAAAUCGUCUCCAAUAGCAUUGAAAACCCCCUUUCGUAUCCUCCAUAUUAUUUGCCGCACCAUUGCGUAGAAAAGAGUGAUAGCCUUACUACCCGCCUCAGGGUGGUCUUUGAUGGUUCAGCCUCUUCCUCUUCUGGAAUAUCGAUUAAUGAUUGCCUAAAAAUUGGAUCCACUGUCCAGAAUGAUUUCGUAUUAACGGGAGAUAUCGCCAAGAUGUAUCGACAGUUUAUGAUCGAACCUAACCAACGCUGUCUUCAACGAAUUCUAUGGCGUGACAACCUUCAAGAAAAUAUAAUUCAUUUUGAGUUAAACACAGUCACUUAUGGCAUGUCAAGUAGUGCAUUUUUAGCCACACGGUGCCUUGGCCAAAUUUCCAGUGAUAUUCAAGAUUCUCAUCCUGUAGAAAGUCAAGUAAUAAAAUAUGAUACUUACGUUGAUAAUAUAAUCACCGGCGCCUCCGAUGAAGAAGCUCUUUUAAAUAACCUCAUAGAAAUAAUCAAGUUAUACGGUCUUGACUUAAGAAAAUUUUCUUCAAAUAGCCAAUUUAUUUUGUCAGAUCUAACGGAACCUUCUGCUCAAUUAAAAACCCUAAUUCUUGACGAUUCUCAAAGCCAUAAAACUUUAGCUAUAUCUUGGAAUUCAAAACAAGAUACUUUUUUCUAUGAUUCUCAGAUUGAUCUCCAUCCUAAAUAUGUAACCAAACGUGUCAUACUUUCUCGUAUCUCUCAAGUUUUUGACCCCCUUGGUUUUUUAGGCCCCAUGGUUCUACAAGUCAAAAUUCUCCUACAAAAAUUAUGGCUAUUAAAAAUAGACUGGGACGAUCCAGUACCCACAAACAUCCUCCACAUAUGGAAAAAUGUCACUUACCACUUAUCACAAAUAAAUUAUUUUGAAAUUCCCCGCCAAGUCACUAUAAAAAAUUUUGUUCUUCUUGAAUUUCACGGGUUUUGUGACUCUUCUAUUAAUGCUUUCGGCGCCUGUAUAUAUGUCCGAUCCACAGAUUAUUUUGGCAAUAUUGCUGUUAACCUGUUAGUUUCUAAAAGCCGCGUAGCCCCCUUAAAGGCCGUAAGCCUAUCGCGCCUUGAGCUAUGCGGAGCCCUGCUUUUAUCUCGACUUAUGAAAAAGGUCCUCAAAGCUUUUAACUUUCAACCAAACAAAAUUUGCUAUUAUCCUGAUUCAACUGUUGUCCUCUGUUGGCUUUCUUUAGAACCUAGGCAAUUAAAAUCAUACGUUUGCAACAGAGUGUCAGAAAUACAACAACUCACUGACACAAACUCCUGGUUCAUAUAG
Sitophilus oryzae (rice weevil) is the source of this 2466-nucleotide messenger RNA. RefSeq lists its product as uncharacterized. The record is from RefSeq and is a predicted model, not a curated record. Lineage: Eukaryota; Metazoa; Arthropoda; Insecta; Coleoptera; Curculionidae. The transcript has a single exon. Bases 1 to 2466 code for a protein of 821 amino acids.